Misgurnus anguillicaudatus (oriental weatherfish) is the source of this 1809-nucleotide messenger RNA. NCBI's taxonomy places the organism in Eukaryota, Metazoa, Chordata, Actinopteri, Cypriniformes, Cobitidae. The record is from RefSeq and is a predicted model, not a curated record.
CGUCAGUAUGGAGGCAUCCAAAGCAGACGGCGUGUUGGCACCUUUACCUGGACGAUGUGCUUUUUAUGUCACUAAAAAGAAACGAUACUGCAAAAUGAUUGUUGGGAAAGGAAAGACCUUAUGCGGGGAACAUGCAAAUGCUGUAUGUUUGUAAAAGAAAAUACAUUACGGGCGAAGAGACCGAGAAAAAACGAAUACCAUGUCCUUUGGAUCCCAAACAUACAGUAUAUGAAAAUAAUUUGGCUAAACACCUGAAGAAAUGCAACUCCAAGGAAAAGCCAAAACCUUGUUAUUAUGUGAAGGACAUCAAUGCUGGGUGUGGAAGUGAAGAUGAAACCAUAGAAGAGGUAUCAAUCGCUGAUCGAACCAAAGAGGAACUGGAUGAGUUGAUUGUGAAACUCAAGACCGCAUUGAAAGGGCUGAACACAAAGAUUGUCGAAAGCACACUUUCACACUCCGCUCUCGAUGAACCUUUAAAUGAUCCCAAAAAUGGAGAUUCUGCCUUCAAACACCUAAAGCAACAGGCCUCGAUCUUGGGAAACAUGGAAGCUUUGGAAUUGCUCAGCCCAGAGAGAUGCUACAUAGAGUUUGGAGCCGGAAAAGGAAAACUGUCUCACUGGAUUCACAUCGCUCUUAAAGAAGCUGAAAACGUCCACUUUUUACUCGUGGAGCGGUCCAGUACUCGUUUCAAGGUAGACGGCAAACACAAAAAUGCAGACUCAACAUUUGAAAGGCUGCAGGUCGAUAUUCAGCAUCUUGAUUUAAAUCAGGUUCCCCUCCUAAAGGAUAAAAGACUUCCUGUGGUUGGAGUUGGGAAGCAUUUGUGUGGUGCAGCAACAGAUCUCGCCCUUCGAUGUUUAUUCGACCACUUGUGCGAUGAAAAUGACGAACCUCCGACCAAACGCUUAAAGCUCCGGCAGGAGCAGGGAGCCGGUGAUGAAAUGAAAUCCGUUCCUCCAACCGAAGCCACCGGUGGUGGCCUUGUAGUGUCAGGAUUGGCUGUUGCUUUGUGCUGCCACCACCGUUGCGAUUGGAGACAUUAUGUUGGAAAAGAGUUCUUCAGGCAGCGAGGUCUCGGUCCGGAGGAUUUUGCCGCCUUUCAGCGCAUGUCGAGCUGGGCUACGUGCGGGAUGAGGAAAUUCGGCUCCAAGAUAUCAGAACAACCGAGUGACCGUAAUACAGAGGAAGAGGAUGAACAUGAGAAGAACGAGGAAGCCGUACCAGAUAUCCUUAACGGUGUAAUGUCGGUUGAAGAUCGCGAACAGAUUGGACGUCUUUGUAAACUUUUGAUCGACCAAGGCCGAGUGUAUUACCUCAAGCAAAGAGGUUUCGAAUCCAGCUUGAAGUACUACACAAGCAGAGACGUAUCGUUGGAGAACGUGUUACUGACAGCCGUGCCGUCAUCGAAUCAGAAUACAGAAAGUACAUGACACAAACAAGCAGACAUAUCAGCAAAGCAGUGCACAUUUCAUUUUUAAUUUUUUAGCUCAUCCACAAAAUUUUAAGAGCUACCAGGAACAGGAAGCUGACAACAGCAUAAACAACAAAACAUGAUGACAAUGGACUUCACAUUGUUGGUUCAUAAGAACAGGCAGGGCCCAGAAGACAAACCAGCAGACGGUAGCCAGCAUGCUAGUCACAAAGAUGAUGCUAGCUCUGGCACGGCAUCCAACGCCAUGUUUAGCACUGAUGUGAACGUUUGGGAUCCUGCAAUACACAUUUGAGUUGGUCAUUAAGAGGGUCUGAAGGCUUUAGUUUUAUUACUGUUUUAUUUAUGCAAUGUUUUAUAUUAAACUAGUGUGCACGCAA